This is a messenger RNA of Orussus abietinus, 1328 nucleotides long. It is a transcript of the gene Adat1, whose product is annotated as tRNA-specific adenosine deaminase 1. Lineage: Eukaryota; Metazoa; Arthropoda; Insecta; Hymenoptera; Orussidae. Gene Ontology annotation, molecular function: RNA binding; adenosine deaminase activity. The transcript has 3 exons. The record is from RefSeq and is a predicted model, not a curated record. The coding region runs from base 26 to 1246 and encodes 406 amino acids. Gene Ontology annotation, biological process: RNA processing.
AAUAUUUGGUGCAUACAUUCGGAGAAUGUUUGAACCAAACGAAAUAGCGAAAUUGUGUUUUGAGAAAUACUCUAGCCUUAAGAAAACUGGAAAACCUUGUGAUAAUGAAUGGACAGUAUUAUCCGCUGUUCUUGUAAGAAAUGGAGAAGGAACCGCUGAUGUAGUAUCAUUAUCUACUGGUACGAAGUGCCUUGGUCAUUUGGAGUUGAAAAAUACAGAAAUAUGGGAGAAGGGUACUAGAUUAAGUGAUUCUCACGCAGAAGUUCUAGCCAGACGUGCUUUCCUGCGUUAUCUGUAUGAUCAAUUAGAAAUGUUAAUAUCUUGUCAACAAAGUAAUAUCUUUUUAUUAAAUGCAAAUAGAAAGAUCAAAGUCAAGCCUCAUGUGUCAUUUCACUUUUUCUCCAGUCAUACUCCUUGCGGUGAUUGUUCUAUAUUGCCUAAAUACGAAAAUGUAACAAAUAAUCCAUUGACAAAAAGGAGGAAAACAGAUAUUUCUACAAAUGAGAUUAACUCUAUGGAUCGUGAUAAAACAGUCCCUGUUGAAUCGGUCAUAUUCCAUGACUUACACAGAACAGGAGCAAAAUGUAUAGCAACAAAGGAAAAACAAGAUCUUUAUCGACCUGGCAUAAAUUAUCAUGUCGUUGGACCAUUGCGGACCAAACCUGGAAGGGGAAAUCCAACUUUAAGUUUAUCAUGCUCGGACAAAAUGGCAAAGUGGAAUGUAAUCGGAGUACAAGGAUCAUUGUUGUCAAAUUUUAUACCAUCGAUAUAUUUUGAAACUGUUACAAUUGGUGGAGGAUGUCCAUUUUCAUUGGAAGCUAUGGAACGUGGUAUACACAAGCGAUUUGGCGAAGAUACAAAAGGUCCAAAAAUAACACAAGCCACUCUAAGUUUUGAGCAUAGAAAAGGUCUUAGAAGGAUGCAGCCUUGUUCAACAAGUAUUAUAUGGUGUGCGACGAAAGAACAACAAUUAGAAGUUGCUGUAGAAGGCAGAAAACAUGGGACGACGAAGAAAAAACGUGGUCGAGGAUUAUGUGUAUCCAGAAAAGAACUUCUGAAGACGUUUAUCAAACUUGCUGAAAAAUAUCCAAGUUUUAGCAAAUAUCCAACCCAUCCAAAGAAACUGACUUAUUUUCAUUUCAAACAAUGGAAUUACUCAUACCAGUAUAUGUGGAAGGAAUUGCGAUCAAAUUUAUUUCCCACUUGGCCAUUUAAGUCAUUAGAUUUACUAGACUUUACAUUAUAAUUUUGCAUUUAUUUUUGUUAUCGCAAUAAAAAUACCUUUAUACAAGAUAAAUCAUAUUUUAUUAACAGUAAAAAUAAUACUU